AAAGACCCAUGUGACCUAGACGCUUUGUCUUUCUCUUCACCAUCACUCUUUAGUGAAACCACCCUUGUAAUAAGCAAACAACAACAAAAGCAUCUAAAAGAGAAAGAUCAAUUUAAAGAAAGGAAAUACUCUUUAAAGUCAAAGUGACUUUUUCAGAAUACCCUCUUUGCAGAAAUCCAAUAUUGGAGUCUUGCUAGUUUUUAUAUAGCUUCCACACAUAUACACACACGCACUGUACCUACCAAUAUAUAUAUAUAUAUAUAUAUAGAGAGAGAGAGAGAGAGAGAGAGAGAGAAAGGAGAGGAUCAAGAGCGUGCGCGAGUAGAUAUGGGUAGACAACCUUGUUGUGAGAAGAUGGAGGUGAAGAAAGGACCAUGGACUCCGGAAGAGGACAUAAUCUUAGUCUCUUAUAUCCAACAACAUGGCCCUGGAAGCUGGAGAUGUGUUCCUAGAAAUACCGGUUUGCUAAGGUGUAGCAAGAGUUGUAGACUUCGAUGGACUAAUUACCUUCGUCCCGGGAUCAAACGAGGAAAUUUCACUGAACAUGAAGAUAAAACUAUCAUCCACCUCCAAGCUCUUUUGGGUAACAGAUGGGCAGCCAUAGCAUCAUAUUUACCUCAGAGGACCGACAACGAUAUCAAGAACUAUUGGAACACUCAUCUCAAAAAGAAACUCAAUCUUCAGCGUCAAAAUGGUAACUCCAACGACGACGACACCAAUAUGACAGAGAUGUCGUCUUGUGAUAACAACAACAACACCAACAGGAGAAGCGUCAACAAAGGCCAAUGGGAGAAAAAACUUCAAACAGACAUCAACAUGGCCAAACAAGCCUUGUUCCAAGCCUUAUCACUUGACCAAGCAUCUUCAUCGAUCACUCCUGAUCCCGACUCACCAAAGCCUCAUGAUCAUCAUUCUACCACCGCUAUUUAUGCCUCAAGCACAGAUAACAUCUCUAAGUUACUACAGAACUGGACAAGCUCGUCCUCUUUAAUGCCUAACACUUCAUCACUCUCCAACAACCGGAGCUCGAGCACCGGUGAAGGAGGAGUUCUUGAUCAUCAGUGCUCUUUGUUCUCACCGAAUUCAGAAUCUGGAUCAGUUGAUGAGAGGUUGAAUAUAAUGACAGAGACAAAUAUAUUCAAAGGUGAGAGUAAAUCAAACGUUGACAGGGAAGCAACUAAUAAUGUUACUACUGAUGAUCCUGCAGGCUCGUUGUCUUUAAUCGAGCAAUGGUUAUAUGAUGAUCAAGGCUUGGUUGAUCAGUGUGAUGACGUACAAGAAGAUUUAAUUGAUGUGUCUUUAGAGGGUAAAAAUAAUGGCAACAACGGUCAAGAUUUGUCCUAAGAAAAAACUGUGGAGCAACUCUAAACGUAUACCAACUACCAAGGGUAGGUAGUGUUGUGAUCUUAGUGGCAUUCAUAAUAAGGUUGCGCUCUGCACCCAAAGUCAAUUAUCGUUUAAUACGUACUUAUAAAUUAGACUAGUAGAACAUGAUUACAUUAAAUGUUGUUUUCUGUUUUAAAUAAUCCUUAGUUAUCUAUCUAUAUAUUAUAACUAACCUUGUCAUUUGUCAAUGUCACACAAUUUCGAUAAGUUA
Molecule: messenger RNA, 1597 nt
Organism: Brassica oleracea var. oleracea
Lineage: Eukaryota; Viridiplantae; Streptophyta; Magnoliopsida; Brassicales; Brassicaceae
Product: myb-related protein 306-like
Exons: 3
Coding region: 328-1344 (338 amino acids)
Biological process (GO): response to auxin
Source: RefSeq, a predicted model, not a curated record